Molecule: messenger RNA, 629 nt
Organism: Drosophila mauritiana
Lineage: Eukaryota; Metazoa; Arthropoda; Insecta; Diptera; Drosophilidae
Exons: 1
Coding region: 111-527 (138 amino acids)
Source: RefSeq, a predicted model, not a curated record
UACCUUACUGUAUAACAAACAAUUCAUAAGACAAUACAAAAUAUUUUCAAAAUUAGUAAGAUUUAUAUUUAAACUCCGAGCAAGUCCAGUACUUGCAGCCGAAUUCUUUGAUGGCUUCCACGGACCUGACCCUGAAGUCGGACUAUUCCGCCUGUUCUGUUGUCGAUGACAUUAUAUCCAAGUCGCUGGCAUCCCAGGCAGUUUCAAGGGCACACAAGAGAUCAACUCGCAUCUCCUUUCGAUCCCUGACCAAAGUUAUAGUGACUCUGAUCGGAAACCUCAAGAAGGCAUCAUCAUUUCAUGAGGCGAAGGACAUACAUUACUGGCGUAAUCUGGCCGAGUCCCGUUUGGAGGUCAACAAUCGCUAUGAGAGGCUUAUCAAAGCCCAGCAAAAUCGGAUCCAUACCAUGGAGACCAGGCUCCACACCAUGAUCAACUUGGCCCACGAGACCCAGAAAAUGCUGGCCGAGAUUGGGGCCGAGAAGCGGGCCAGCGAGGAACGUGGCCAUGGCGAGCACGCCGACUAGAUUUUGCAUCAUUUCUACUUUCAAAUUUUCCUUUGCCUUUCAUAAACCAAUGGUUUAUACUAAAUAGUUGGUAUGUGAGUUAAAUAUAUACAUAUAAACUGA